This is a messenger RNA of Trypanosoma rangeli, 516 nucleotides long. RefSeq lists its product as uncharacterized. NCBI's taxonomy places the organism in Eukaryota, Euglenozoa, Kinetoplastea, Trypanosomatida, Trypanosomatidae. The coding region runs from base 1 to 516 and encodes 171 amino acids. The transcript has a single exon. The record is from RefSeq and is a predicted model, not a curated record.
AUGCCCUCCAAAAAUGAUGUUAAGGAAGACAAUUACACUCCAGAGGAACGACUGACGGCGGCAGCUCUCGAAUACAAAAAGUUGGAGGCACAAAAUCAAUCUAGCAUUGAACGCAUGUACGGUGCCCUGUCCUCACCCUUCAAGGUUUCCAGCAAGCCAUGUGAGGUCUCGCGUGCGGCGGUGUUGCGGUGUUUUGAGGAAAUCCUGGGCAAAAAAGGCGAUGGUAACGACGAGGGCAGUGUUAAUCCUACCGAAGCCACAGCCUACAGUAGCAGCAACGGCAACGGCAACGGCAACGCCAAGGACAACGGUGCUGGUGGAGUUGCCUCCUUCCCGCCCACCUCGCGGUUUCCCCCGGUGCACCGCUGCUACGAUGUAGUGCUGCAGUACGAGUCGUGUGUGUUAGAUAAGGCGCUUGCGCAGCACCACAGCCUUCUUGUAGACUUCGAGGCUCGGCAACAAGGGGAGAUGCAAUUGGCCAAGGAGGCAGAAGCCAGUGCCUUGCGUGGUGCAUGA